AUGGCAACUCUUCGAAACAUGUUUCUUCUAGGGCUAUGGGCUCCCGCUGGCUAUAUUGCCUUUGCCGCAAGCCUGACUGGUUCAUGCCCAACGAACCAAGAGCUGAUAGCCAACAACAAGUGCUGUCCAGGGCCUGCUAUGAGCGGUGAUAGAUCUGGCGUGACCUACUGCUGUGUCACCAAGCCUGACCCUGAGUGCAGCGCCGCUUUGUGUUUCAACGGCACAUGCGUGGCAAAGAUCGCUGUCGACGACUCAGACUACGAUGACAAAGUCGAAAAGGCACUUUCUGGCUCUAGCGAUGAUUCUGAAUCUUCUUCUCCGAGCACCACCUCUGGUAUUUCAAUCACCUAUAUUCUUGAUGCAACCACUACUCCUGCGGGGGCGAAAACUAUCUCUGAGUCGUUGUCUUCUAACACUUUUGUAGGCUCGAACGGUCCUACCUCUACAACUACUUCUGAUAGUGCGGGUAACACCAACAGCGCGGCAUCAAGCGGUAAUAACGCAGUAGUUGGUAUGGCUGUCGGUCUCGCUAGCCUUUUUGUCAUAUUCCAUAAUUGA
Messenger RNA from Clonostachys byssicola, 558 nucleotides. NCBI's taxonomy places the organism in Eukaryota, Fungi, Ascomycota, Sordariomycetes, Hypocreales, Bionectriaceae. The record is from the annotation of a GenBank genome assembly.